CUCCAGCCUCCAGCCUCCAGCCUCCCCCCCCCCUGACACUCCUCAUAAAUAUUACCCGGGGCUUAUUUGGAGGAACUCGCACCACAAAGUCACGUCGUGUCUUGGGGGUUUAAAGGGGUUUUUUUUCCCUCCGUCAUUCAAUUUUCUUUUCCCCCUCCCUCCGGUUUUUGGCACCGCACCGGACGCGCUCCGGGCAGCGUUUUACUCCAACUCUAACUUUGUGCAACCGGCUGUUGCGCGCCCGACCCGGAGCUCUGUUGUCGCCGUUAAUCUGUGUCCGUCCCGGGGCUGCGCUCCCCCCCCCCCCCCAGCCCCCCAGCCCCCUGCUUCUCUGCCCGUCAAGGGGUCCCUGCGUGUAAAGCCGGCAGGCGAGGUCCGUCGGAGAUACUAUGUGCCAUCGAGUAUCUUAACGUGGAUUCGCUCCGAUCGGAGAUUUACUCUUGUCAAGUUGAGCAACUCGGGGACUUGGACUCGCCCGAUCUCAUCUCGUCGCUGCGGGUGAAGAAUUCAAAGGAAAAGGACUUUUUUUUCCCCCCUCUCUCUCUCUCUCUCUCUCCAUCUGAACUGUUUUAUUAAAUCGAGCAUCCAUGAUGAGCAAACCCGCCGUCUCAACAAGUGGCUGUUUGGAUAUUCUCAAUGUCAAAUCAAGUCGGAUCCUGGACAUCCCGUGCAAAGUGUGCGGCGACCGCAGCUCGGGGAAACACUACGGUGUUUACGCCUGCGACGGCUGCUCGGGAUUCUUCAAGAGGAGCAUCCGCAGGAACAGGACCUACGUCUGCAAAUCCGGCUCUCAGGGCGGUUGUCCCGUGGACAAAACUCACAGGAACCAGUGCCGAGCGUGCCGUCUGAAGAAGUGUCUGGAAGUGAACAUGAAUAAAGACGUGUCCCGUUUCACAGCCGUCCAGCACGAGAGGGGGCCCCGGACGUCCACCAUCCGCAAACAGGUCGCCCUGUAUUUCCGGGGCCACAAAGAGGUGAACGGGUCGUCGACCCACUUCUCGGGAUCCUCGCUGCCCGGCCCUCCCUUCUUCACCACGGUCACGCAACUGGAGCCCCACAACCUGGAGAUGAGCGCCGUUGCCACCACGCCGGAGAGACAGGCCAUCGUGGGUCUGGCGCAGCCCACCCCCAAGUAUCCCCACGAGGUCAGCGGCACCCCCAUGUAUCUCUACGAGGUGGCGACGGAGUCUGUGUGCGAGUCGGCGGCGCGCCUCCUGUUCAUGAGCAUCAAGUGGGCCAAAAGUGUUCCCGCGUUCUCCACGCUGCCUCUAUCCGACCAGCUCAUUCUGCUGGAGGACGCCUGGAGGGAGUUGUUUGUGCUGGGCAUCGCGCAGUGGGCCAUUCCCGUGGACUCCACCACUCUGCUCGCCGUUUCUGGGAUGAACACCGAAAACACGGAGUCUCAGCGGAUGAAUAAAAUCAUUUCGGAGAUCCAAGCACUUCAAGAGGUGGUCACCCGGUUCAGGCAGAUGCGCCUCGACGCAACGGAGUUCGCCUGUCUAAAGUGUAUCGUGACGUUCAAAGCUGUUCCUACGCACGGCAGCACCGAAUUGAGAAGUUUUCGCAACGCCAGCGCCAUCGCCGCGCUGCAGGACGAGGCGCAGCUCACCCUCAACAGUUACAUACACACCAGGUACCCGACUCAGCCCUGUCGCUUCGGCAAGCUGCUCCUGCUGCUGCCGGCGCUGCGCUCCGUCAACCCGACCACCAUAGAGGAGGUGUUCUUCAAGAAGACCAUCGGCAACGUGCCCAUCACCAGGCUCCUCUCCGACAUGUACAAGUCGAGCGAUAUAUGAAAUGUUCGCCAUCCAGUCCAGUGCGCCCUGGAAAAACAGAACCCGAGCCGAAAGGGGGCCACAGAGCGCCACCCAUGCAGUCGACGGAACGUCAAAUCAUAGCAGCACAACGUCUCCUCGGCUGUCGGCCUGUCGCCAGUUGCUCUAGUUCAGGAUUAGCCUGUCAUUUUUCAUUCUAGAAAUUGACUUUACUGAAAACUGCGGUUGUGGGCGAACAGCCCCGCAGCGUCUUGAAGACUCUGGAGAGCACCUGCCAAGUUUGUCUGACAAAGAAAUGUUGUACACUGAGACGUUUUGUUCGAGUGUCUGUGUGAGACCAAUGAGCUUGAUGACCAAUUCAAUCUUUUUAUUGCUGUGUUCAAUCUCAAUGGAGGAAAACCAAAAAAAAAAAAGAAGAAAAAAAAAGAUGGCGCAUGCG
Messenger RNA from Scophthalmus maximus (turbot), 2214 nucleotides. RefSeq names its product nuclear receptor subfamily 2, group E, member 1 (gene nr2e1). The transcript has 9 exons. Gene Ontology annotation, molecular function: RNA polymerase II cis-regulatory region sequence-specific DNA binding; nuclear receptor activity; zinc ion binding. The coding region runs from base 588 to 1796 and encodes 402 amino acids. NCBI's taxonomy places the organism in Eukaryota, Metazoa, Chordata, Actinopteri, Pleuronectiformes, Scophthalmidae. Gene Ontology annotation, biological process: negative regulation of transcription by RNA polymerase II; anatomical structure development; cell differentiation. The record is from RefSeq and is a predicted model, not a curated record.